AUGUCUUCUGACGAUGGUCCAUCCCCAUACUACAACAAGCACACAGCAUCAAGUUUUGUCGACGUAUUCAAGUCUCUAAGCAUUACCCGCCCAAAGUCACCUUCUCCCGUCUCGCUACAGGACAGCAGUGAUUCUUUAUCGCACUUGACGGAUGGACGCAGAAGUAGUCGGCUUGUACUGGGAUUUGAACCAAUGCAUCGUGGCAGCGUCGUGUCUAGCUCCUCCGACACCUCGGGUGCGCGGGAUUUCGAUACGGCGGUUCGGACGUUGGCGCAGAGGCAGUCCUUAGGCCAAGCUAUUGAUGAGGCGGAGCAAAUAUCAAAGUCCAUCCAGUGGUUUACUCCGGAACAAUCGCUCGCUCUCUGGGAGGCAGGGGCACAUCUCUUCCAGCAUGUGAGCUCGCCAGAAGCUCGACGGAGUGGAUCGAUGUUGUUAGAAGCCGUUGCGGCGCGUCAAGAUUUGUCUCCAGCAGCGCGGCGCAUCGUCUUUGAGUCAAUAUUGAACCCCUCAGAUAACGAUGUUAUUCCCGCCCGUGUCCAGUCUCUGAUAGCCCUAUCAGAUCAUGGGCGGAAAGUGGAUUUUGCAGCCUCGUCUAUUCUCCCUGUGAUAUCGGCCUGUCUAGUUCCGUUGUACGAACUAAUUUCGUCCGCGCGGUUAAAGGCAAGGAAAUCGAAAGUGAACGGGCAGGGAUAUGAUGGCGCUGUCUUGGAUGCCCUUCUGGAGUUCGCAGUCGACCUGAUCACACUGCAACGCAAGCCACCUAGCGAUGACGAGGUUCAGACGUUAUUAGAGCAGAUUUUCACGAUCUGCAGAAAGACGAGCGUUGCUACUGACAUAAAGAACUCCCUGAGUCUUUUUGAUGCCGUAAUACUCUAUGCAGAUGUUCCUGAUGGGAGCUUUGUUCCAAUGCUCGAGGUUUUAUGCAGCAUCCAUGCAUCUGUCAAAUCAUUGUCUGGCCCCACGUCCAGAGCGGUCCGAAAUUUGGCCAAGUCAAGGAGACAAGCCGAGAUGAUGGAUAAUCUGCAUUCCUUUCUGUCGGAGUCUAGCGGCGAAAAGACCCGUAAUCUCAACGUUGUGCGGGGAACGGUUUAUGUGUUCAUGGAUCUUGUACGUGCGCACGGUCAAGAUGGGAUACCUGAACUCCAGUUCACCCAUUUGAUCGACUCACUCCAAGUUGUCGCGAAAAAGGACGAUGGCCGGUUGGAAGCAGAUAUCUUGGAACUGUGUCUGAAUAUUUUGGAAGGUGACUUUGUUCACUUGGCUUUGGACCAGGACUGGGGCGAAUUCGUGAAUUUAUUGAAUUCGUGUUCCCUUAGGGCCGUUGAUGAGCCCGACGAGACCUCUUUCACAAUGCCUGAUGCGCAGCCGCGGGGCAGUGUGUUAGACGACGCACGAUCUAACAUUUUGGCAAACACCAUUCAAAUCGCAUCUACUCUUGAGACUCUCUGGGAUCGUUUAAACCACCAGCAACGGCUAGACGCCACGCGUUUCCUAAUGAAUGCAUGUCGGUACAUUGAGCCUCCGCAGGCUGAACUCGUCCUUAACACCAUCCGGACUGAAGGGUUCUGUUCCCCUGAGAAGCCGGGGUGGAUACAGCAGAAUCAACGACUCAUCCGCUGCUUUAUUCGCUCCCGUAGCAAACCCUCCGAUGUUCGGAUCCUGGCUUUGGAUACCGUGAAGGAUUCCUUCUCAACCUAUGAUUCUUUGGUCCUUUUCCAGGAACAAGGGCUUCUUGAUCUCAUGCUGGAAAGGUUUGCUGAUGAGGAUGAUAUCCUUUUCUUAGAAUCGUUGGUCUCUUUCUUCGUUGAUGCUUCUGUGCUCGCCAGUGAUGACGAUAGUUUCAAGCGUUUGGUGGAAAUAUUGAGCGCGCCCAUGCAUAAAGAUCUGGACAGGGAAGCGGUUCUCGGAUCUGAAUCUUCGACUUUGUCCUCCGAACGCCAUCCUUAUAACAGUGUGCUGGAGUUGUCUUUGGCCAAUAUAUGUACGAUUGGACUUGUCAAGAUGUUUCUUCGAUCUUUGAACUUGUCGGCGAACAAGGCAGCCUCGGUAUAUGAAGCACUCCUGAACAUAGCGCAGUCCUCAGAGCGACCAGUGGACUCGCGCUUGACGUCCUUGAAGCUAUUAUUCCGAUUGCGGUGUGAUUCGUCGGGCUCAAUCACUGUGACCUCCGUGUCUGAAAACGACUUCAUGAUGAGUGUUUCCGGGCGGAACUUCGAGACCGGCUCCAAAUCACAUGGUGACUCGGCUGGAGAUCAUAACGUUGAGAAUGAUCAAGGACGGCCAGCAGCUCAUGGAAGGCACUCCGCGCGGGAGCCAUCCGUGCUUUCUAGGUCGACAGGACGCAACUCGAUCAUUCCUGUUCGCGCUUCGAAACUGACGCCCCCGAUCUGGACAUUUGCGACUCCGCAGGUGCUUCCUGAAGCACCCCCAGAUGAGUCAAGUCCUUUCGUGUACGCUUAUGCGACGCCGGACACGAGUCACCACAUUGACUCAGACCCAGCACAAAAAGUGGCACUGAAGGCGAACAUGUGGCUUGAGACAGUCAUCUCACUGCUACAACGCGAGGUCAACUGGGAUCUCUACAGCUAUGUCCUUACCCAUCUUGCGAGUCAGCUUCAAAACAAAGAUCUUUUCAGCAAUGCGGUUCCUCAAGUCAAGUUAUUGCGCAGCAUCCUUUGUGAUCAGGUCAAGAACGAUUCGUUCCGUGAGCCACCAGCUUCCACUGGCGUGAAAAAGACGGACGUAGCUGGUUAUAUCUUCGAGUUCCUCUGCUCAUUGAUCAGUUAUCAUGAACAUUUCGCCAAGAGUGAAGAAGACGAACUCGUACGCGCAUUCAUGAUGGGCAUAAUUGGAUCCUGGGGAGGUACUUCUCGUGGGUGUAUACAUGCACUGUCUGUCUGUUGCCAUGAAAUUCCGCUGUCAGUGACCAAGUCUCUCAAUGGGAUUCUGGACAAGAUGUCCAAAGUCAUUACGAUGUCCAACCUUGCUGUGCAUAUCUUGGAGUUUCUGGCCCUCCUUGCACGCCUGCCUGAUGUCUAUAUCAACCUACGCGAGGAAGAGAUCCGCACCGUCUUUGGCAUCUGUAUUCGAUUCUUACAAACCUCUAGAGAGCAGCGGUUCAAGACCUCUGAGUCUCCUACCAGGGGGCCCCAGAUCUCGUCAAGGCUCGGAAGUGGCGUGCGAGAUUCUUUAGCUUCUCCUGCAGAGUCAUCUGAUCCUUCGCUUCAAGACGGGAUGUCCAGAUACAUCUAUACUCUUACAUAUCACGUUAUGAUCUUCUGGUUCCUGUCAUUGAAGUUACAGGAUCGAGCAAAGCAUGUCAACUGGAUAACCAGCAGGCUCAUCUAUCGGGAUGAACACGGAAAAGAGACGGUCGAGGAGCCAAGCCAGGUUUUCAUCGACUUGAUGCAGCGGUCGGCUUUCUCGGAUUUGGGCGAUACCAUUCCAUAUCCGACGUUCCCUCCUUCCCCCGAGGAUGGGCCUGCAGUGAAAAAGUCAUGGGUCGUGGGUAUGAGCAUCGUGACCGUUGAGACGGCUGGGGUUUCUGGCUUAACUCAAAUCACCAAGAGGCAGGCGUCAGGAACCACUUAUGCAAUGUAUCAGCAACGAACUGCGCCCGUCCUUCCUCAUCAGGUUCCUCCAACUCCCGACGCUCACUUGCAUUCCGACACCAUGCGCACUGCUGUUCUUCCUAGCCAUGUCAUGCUCCAGCUGACAACAACGGCCUUCCCCACCCCCACUGUGAUGCAGCCAAUUCCUCUUCCCGAAGAUGACAUGACCCGACGGGCACUGAACACGUUUGAUCGGAACGAUAUUGUGGACGGGCACAAGAUUGGCGUUAUCUACGUCGAUAACGGCCAGACAACCGAAGCGGAGAUUCUCUGCAAUGCUAGCGGCAGCCCGGACUACGAGUACUUUCUGUCAAGACUUGGAACCAAGGUUCCCCUUCAGGGUGCACGGUUCAAUACCCAAGGGUUGCAUGCUGACUUCGAUGGCGAGUUUACUUACGCGUGGCGUGACCGGGUUACGGAGAUUGUCUACCAUGUUCCAACCAUGAUGCCUACGAACUUUGAUAACGAUCCUUCCUGCGUCAGCAAAAAACGCCACAUUGGCAAUGAUUUCGUCAACAUCAUCUUCAACCGAUCGAACACUCCUUUCAACUUCAACACGAUUCCUUCCCAAUUCAACUUUGUCAACAUUGUUAUCAACCCUGUGUGUCGUCUUACCAAUGAGGGUACUGCAGACUCGAAGCGGACUGAUUUUGAAAACCUAUUCUACCAGGUGAAGGUAAUGAGCAAGCCUGGGUUCCCAGAAAUAUCACCUGCCGCGGUGCCGAAACUCAUUUCCGGGAAGAAUCUGGCUCCGUUUGUUCGCAUUCUUGCCCUCAAUGCGUCCGUGUUCUCGCUUGUCUGGCAUAGUCAAGGAGGCGAGCACAUUUCGUCCUGGCGCAACCGACUGCGUGAGAUCAAGAGACUUCGUGAGCGAGUGCUGGGGUCGCAGGCUCAAAGUCCUGACGCUGCCGAGGGCGCCUACCCGGGUCAACGCCGGAACACCAAAGCCAACAUAUUUUCCGAGGAACUGCCCUCGCGCAGUACCUCGGUCCGGAGCGAUUUUGCUACCGAUUGGAACGCGGCUGCAGACGCAAAUAUCUUGCAGAACUUGGACUUUUCACGCUGGGGCCGCUGA
Aspergillus sclerotioniger CBS 115572 is the source of this 4686-nucleotide messenger RNA. RefSeq names its product putative GTPase activating protein (Tsc2). Lineage: Eukaryota; Fungi; Ascomycota; Eurotiomycetes; Eurotiales; Aspergillaceae. Gene Ontology annotation, cellular component: cytoplasm; TSC1-TSC2 complex; nucleus. Gene Ontology annotation, molecular function: GTPase activator activity. The coding region runs from base 1 to 4686 and encodes 1561 amino acids. The transcript has a single exon. The record is from RefSeq and is a predicted model, not a curated record. Gene Ontology annotation, biological process: negative regulation of TOR signaling; positive regulation of GTPase activity; regulation of small GTPase mediated signal transduction.